Molecule: messenger RNA, 1480 nt
Organism: Geodia barretti
Lineage: Eukaryota; Metazoa; Porifera; Demospongiae; Tetractinellida; Geodiidae
Source: the annotation of a GenBank genome assembly
CAGUAGCUAUAAUCAACGGAAAAGAGAAAAUUAUUGUUUUGGUUCACAGGGCCACUGCCAAAGACAGUGGUAGACUUCUGGAGGAUGGUGUGGCAGGAGAGGUCUCAGAGCAUUGUGAUGCUGGCCAAUCUGGUGGAGGCCAGUUCUGUCAAGUGUCACAAGUACUGGCCAGAGACUGGGACCCUGUCCUUUGGUCCCUUCAAUGUCACCAUCACAGGACAACAGAUACUGGCUGACUACACCACUCGGGAGUUUAGUGUCCAGCUGGCAGAGAGUUCAGAACCAGCUCUGAGUGUGACUCAGUUCCACUUCACAGCCUGGCCUGACCAUGGAGUGCCUGACUAUGCCACUUCACUUCUGGCCUUCCACAAGAAAGUGAAGAAACAUCACAAGAGAGGAAUGGGACCAAUGAUUGUUCACUGCAGUGCUGGUGUGGGUAGGACAGGGACUCUGAUAACUAUUGACUGUGUUCUUGAGCAGCUGCAAGGGGAGGAGAAGGUGGUGGAUAUAGCUGGUUUCAUCAUCCACCUCCGCACACAGAGAAUGAAAAUGGUCCAGAGCUUGGAACAGUACAUGUUUAUCCACGAUGCUAUACUUGAGGCUGUAACAUGUGGUGACACUCAAAUUGAUGCCAGUCUAUUCAGCAGAAGAAUUACAGAAAUGAGUCAUCGUUACCCACAGACUCAACUUACUGAAUAUGAAAACCAGUUUCGGGUACUUGAAAAAGUGUCUCCUAAGCCAUGGGAGAUACCUAGGAACAAGGCUCUACAACAUCCGUUCAAGAAUCGCAAUGACUACUACCUCCCCAGUGACGACUGGGGAGUUGUUUUAAGAGGUGAUAAGCAAGACUACAUCCAUGCAACGUUUGUUAAUGGUUACAAGCAAAAGAGAGCAUUCAUCAUAGCUCAGAGUCCCAUGGAGUCAACAGCCAGAGAUUUCUGGAAGAUGGUCCAUGACAGGAAGUGUGGAGUCAUUGUUAUGCUCUGUGACUUGUUGGAAGAUGGACAGGAGACAUGUUAUCAAUACUGGCCUGUGCGCCGAGGAAUGGCUCAGUUCCGAGAAUAUACUGUUGACCUCAUGGAAGAAAAGCCUGUUAAAGGUUUCGUAAUGCGCACACUUGUUGUCGUCAAUGAGAAGGUAACUCUACCCAACAUCGCUAUUCUCUAAUUACUUUUCCUUGUGUGCAACAGGCUGGCAGUGCCCACCAGGUGGUUCAGUUGCACAUGACUAACUGGAGUCCUGAUGGCAGCUGCUCUCACCUGGCCACUAUCACCAGUGUGAUAAAUGAGAUGUCUGCCAUCAGAGGAGAACUGGGAACAAUCCUAUCAUAGUCCAUUGCAGUGACACAGUGGGCAGGUCUGGGAUGUUCUGUGCCAUAGUCACCACCAUUGAGAGGUGUAAGACAGAGGGAGUGGUGGAUGUGUUCCAGGUGGUCAAGGCUCUCAGGGUAUACAAACCUGGAGCUGUCCUCACUGUGGUU